AUGGAUCAGAGAUUAUACAUUGCUGCUUGCAACGGAGAUAUUGGAGCUUUGCAGGAAUUACAUAGAAGUGAUCCUCUCAUCCUCUUUAAAGUUGCUCUUGAAACUUCGGAUACUCCUCUACAUGUAGCAGCACUGCUUGGACACUCUCAAUUUGCGAAAGUGGUAAUGGAUCGAAAUCCAGAAUUAUCAAGGGAAGUGAAUCAUGAUGGACAUACUCCACUUCACUUGGCCUCAUCAAAAGGGUACUUGCAGAUAGUGACCGAUUUACUGAAGCUAGACAAGGGACUUUGUAUCUUAAAGGAUUCUGAAGGUAGGACUCCACUCCAUUGUGCAACAAUCAAAGGAAGACUGGAAGUCAUUCGACAAUUGUUAUCAUGCUGUCCUGAGUCAGCUAGAGAUGUUACGUCUAGAAAUGAGACCAUGCUUCACCUUGCUGUGAAGAAUAGCCAGACCGAGCUUUUGGUCUCACUGCUAUCACUUCUUGGUGAGAAUCUGGUGGAUGAGCUUGUCAAUCGCGUUGAUGAAGAUGGAAAUACUGUAUUGCACCUGGCCACUAUCAGGAAGCAACACCGGAUGAUAAAGAUGUUGUUAAAUGAGACAAAGGUGAACGUCAAUGCUGCGAAUGCUAGUGGACGCACUGCAUUAGACAUUUCGGAGAUGUGUUCUUCAGAAUCUGAUAACAUAAACAUCGGAGAGAUGAUUCGGUAUGCCCAAGGACAAAGAGCCUCUCAAAUCCAUCAAAAGAAUCCAGCCCAGAGAAGUAAUGAAGAACAAGUUGUAGAUAUUGAUUCUAAUCAUCAGGAGACACCCGCGAACACGAAUGAGAAUUCACCCACAUCAACACAAGAACCACCACCAGACGCCGAAUCUGAGAGGAGAGAGUUGGACUCCAUAAAAAAUGGGAUAAUUGUUUUGUGUUCGUUGUUUGCAGCAUUUUGCUUUGAUGCUAUACUCAAUCCUCCAGGUGGCAUCUGGCAGAGUUGGCCGUCCAGCAACAUUACUAAUAGUACACAGGCAGCCAUUGAAGUAAACAAAUUCAAGAUGUCCUCUGAUGUGAGAUGGAUAAACAUUAUACCAGCUGCGUAUACUUGGUUUACACAUCUUAACGUUACAAGCCCAGAUCUAUUAGGGCCAAAUAAGUCUAUGAGUGCAACAUUAGAUAUAUAUCAUUUCCUUGACUUUCUCUUUGCCGAUGCUGUUUGCUUUAUAGCAUCAUUGAUAACAGUUCUGUUAGUAAUGUUAACAAAUUCUUGGAGUAGUAUUUUCCAGGGAGCAAUAUACUUUAUGACAACACUGGUUAUCGUCUCUGCGACAAUGCUUUACAAAAAUGUGUUAGCCUUGACAACCAAUGAAGAAUUUGCUAAAUGGGCCGUGGUGGCUGGAGUAUCACAUUCGAUCUCGAGCUUUGACUGA
Pistacia vera is the source of this 1413-nucleotide messenger RNA. RefSeq names its product ankyrin repeat-containing protein BDA1-like. The transcript is spliced from 3 exons. The record is from RefSeq and is a predicted model, not a curated record. Gene Ontology annotation, molecular function: protein phosphatase regulator activity; protein phosphatase 1 binding. Bases 1 to 1413 code for a protein of 470 amino acids. Lineage: Eukaryota; Viridiplantae; Streptophyta; Magnoliopsida; Sapindales; Anacardiaceae. Gene Ontology annotation, cellular component: plasma membrane.